GCCACGUGAAUUCGAAAGGUCGAUUAAAUUCAGCGAGGAGGAAGUCAAGCUCAUAAAUGAGUACAGCAAAGAGCUGGAGAGGCGCGUCUACGAAAGAAGCCAUCGGCGACGCAACGCAGCACUCAUUGCAGCAGACAAACGCAAGCAGAGACGCCAUCAGUUAAGAUUUGAACAAAGUCAACAACGGACUACAUGUCCCAUAGUGAAGAUAAAGAAUAAGAGAGUAGAGGACUUGUUCUGCACACAUACUUGUAGAGGUAGUUGGCGCUUGCUCUAAACCAGGCCCAAGGCCAUGAUACAACAGAAGAGGAUGAAUAUCCUGUCUCGAAUUGCGCUGAGCGAUAUAAUGGAAACAAUCAUGGUGGAGGGGAAGGAGGAGGAAAUGCAGGACAAGUUAGUGACAACGGAGGUGAACAAGGACCACCGCCUUCAACAUCCUUUGCAGAACAAGAAGUAGUAGGUAGUACUCGUUUAAAGAACUGGACGCCAGCCUAUUCGCCGUCAAUGAUGCCCUUGAAGCGGAUCACGGUGAUGGACCAGUGGUCCCUGAGUGCUGGAGAGCAAGCAAUAAGCGCACGCGCAACAAUUGUGACUAUUUAAGGGGAGGAAUUUCUUUGUUACUUUCACCGUGGGGCUCGUUGAGAAGGAUCGACAACCUAACCUAACCUAACCACCGAUGAUGUAAUGUUGUUGGAAUACGUUUUUACUAGGAAGCGCAGUGGCAAUCUAAGUAAACACACUUGCAUGUAGGUGAAGUUGACGCUCAGGUUGCUUGGUGAUGGCAAUAUUCUGCUUUCCUUUUGACUGUUACUGAAGCUGAAGUUCGAGUACUAUCCGUUUCCUUUUUUAUUAUCUCUAAGCCAGCAACCGCCAUACCGGGGAAGAAGUGGCAGCGCGAAAGCCAGCCGACUGGCACUAUUUCCGACCGAAAGUUGCGACGGUUUAUCAAGUAAGACCAAAAAGAUCUGCUGCUCGAGGAAGGGAUGCAGAUGGUCCUAGUACUUACGGCUCCAAGGCAGCUUGUUAAUAUUCUAGUAUUUUUAGCCUUAGCUUGAGGAUUUCUUUUUCUAGAAGCCGAUUAGCAAUUGCUCAAGGCUUAACCUUGUUCGUAAUCGUUGAAUAUGAGAUAGAGGUUUCGAAUUCGUUCGCGUCUAAGAAUAGCCCCGAGGCAGAGUUGCCCUUGCUGCAGAACUGAAUGACGGUGAAUACGGUGCAAAUCAGGACGACAAUCGUGACGGUCCAACUACUGCGCAGCAGGAACCCCAAACUCAUGCUCUUUACUCCAAUAACGGAGCAGCACUGGAGCCGGGCGAAGAAUUAGAUCAUAAUCUUCCUGGUGACGACCACGAUGAAGCACGAAUAGCAGCACUAGCACCCACUUUGGCUGCUCACCCACCACCUUCAACUAUGCCAACAACAGAACUCUACCGCCCAUCCACGGUACUGCCAGGAGCAUCAGGUGGGUCUUCUCUAGCCCAGACGAAGCGUUAUCUCGUCAAAUUACCUGCCCAUUUCUCCUCAAAGGACCUUGCUCCGGAGUUUCAACAAGGAUUGCCAUUUUAUCGAGAACCACACAUGGAGAGGGGGUUGCAAUUGCUCAACCGUGGAGGGAUUAGUUUGAAAGGAGACAUCCUGUGGGGUCGAGUAGUGCCUGGAGAACCAGACGAAGAUCCAGCUUUGCGCCAUCACACGGGAACGCAUGAAGCACUGAAUACGGAUUCGAAGUUAUGAGCGGAGAUAUUUCCUUCUGGUUCUAAAGAUACUAACAGAAGAGCUAACUCUGUCCUACUCCCAGUGUACAUAGAAAUAGCUAAUGAUUCUGUUCAUUCUGAUUCUAAUCUCAGCAGCCUCUCGCCGUCGCCAUUUCCUCAAGAUGCCCAUUGCUCCCAACGUCUAUCGCUAUGUCCCGCUUGCAGUCCUGAGGCCCCUCCUGCCCCUCUCCGCGAUGGAGGCUUCGAUGACACAACACUACAGUGAGGAGGAUCUGAAGAUGAAUCAUCCACUACAAGGAGACUCCACCCCAGCUGGCGCGCGGUUAGCGCAUGAGCCCUUGAUGGGUCCUGGUCAGAGGGACGACUACGGUCUAAACGAUUUGAUCCAUGAUGUGGAUGUGACCUUGCCAAAACUAGGCAACGACAUGGAAAAGAACCUGCAAGGCGUGCUACGGCAAGCGCCAGAGUACAGAGAUCUAGUCGAGAAUGCACAGGCAAGGGCAAGGAGACUGAGGAGCUUGAUUUAUGAAGAUGAAUUUCGUUCACGUAGUCGUGAUUCAGUUUUUCGGAACAAGCGUUAAUGUUAUAGUGUGCGUCACCGUCAAUCUAUUUCGUCCCUUUCCAGAACCCACCUUCACGAUAUGCACAAUAGUUGUAUCAAGUACGUGUACGGUUUCGGUUACUGACAUAGACAUAUAAUUAUGAUUCCCUCCUCGUCUUCUAAAAACCGCAAGACUACCAAGAAAGCUAUGCCAAAGAUGCAGCGGACGCCAUUGCUUUGGCUCUAUCAGAAUUCUCCUGCGCGGAGAGGAAUGAGCAGAUUCAGGAUGAGCUCAACGAGCACUUCUCCCAUGGUUGGCACGAGGAGGAUAUGUUGAGUGGGAAUGAAGAGGCAGAAUCCUUUUCUCAGUUGGAGGAGGAAAGACGCGGAGGUAUGCUUGGAAAUCAUAAUGAUGACGAGGGGCGGAAGGAGGAGAAGGAGGAGGAUGGCCAUGCGGUUGCAUCCUCCAGCAGUUCUAGUACUACCACGUCGUCAUCACCAUCAUCGUCAACAUCUUCUGCCCCUCAUGACUACGACUAUGACGCGAGUGGCGAACUUGGGGCCGCAGCACCAGUCGCCGCCGAGAGUCCCCUAAUACCCAGCGCUACCUCCUUCUUACAGGCUGAGCAAAAGGACAAAGAGCAAGAUGCAACUUCCAGCAGAACAAAAACCACAUCAUCAGAGUCUCCCUCUACUCCCUUCACAUCCCUGUUCGCAAAUGUGCCAAAAUUGCUGACGACACUCAAAGAUUACCCUGAACUGGUCAAUGUGCUUCUUGGCCGUGCAACGGUCACCGUGCCAGGUAAUGUACAGAGUCUAGGGUUAGACCUGUUUGGAGCCUUGUCGAACAGUGACCACUCUAGUGAGGAUGAUGAUCAAGAUGUGGGACCCAUCUCAAGUAGUCUUAUCGAAGAACGCAGGGAAAAACGUAGACAGCGAUUUGGAGCUCGAAACAGUGGAAGAAGGAGAAGAUCUAGUAGAAUUAAGGCUCAACUUUCAUUGGUCAUAAGUCAGCUUGGUCACUGAGAUCGAAGAGGAGACCCCGCCUGGAGAGAACGGGGGAAAAUUAAGGGGAAACUUUUCCAACCUUGUGUGAUAAAAGUGAGCAAAUUAAGGGGAGACCUUUGAACUUGAAGGUGGUCCUCUCUUCCGUUCAGAAUCAGUGACCACUGACUGCUGACCUUUAAUAGAAGGAGUCGACAAAAAGUAAAACGACGCGACUCUUCGACUUCUACUACUGCGUCUGACCUGAGUAGUGCAACGUCCUCUAGCGGGGGAUCUAGUUCUGAUAGUGCUGACGAGGAUGAAAUAACGAAGUUGGAGGGGCUGGACAAUGGAGUUCAGAGCUCCAGCAGUGUCCUCGAAGUUGGAAACAGACAUAAACAUCAAACUCAACACAGGUCUACCAAAAAAGCAUCUUCUUCAACCUCCACAACGCCUACAACUCAACACAGGUCGACCGCUACUUCAGCCGCCUCCAGUACAACUAGUACUAUAGAUGCUAAAGGAGCGUCUCCAGCCAAAGCCUCUCUCAGAAAACUCUACGAUCAGUGGGGCCGACUCUGUGUCGCAGAUAAUGAACGGCACAACCGACACCAUCAUGAUCAUCAUAGGCACAGUAAGACUAAGCGAAACCCCAGUUCUUGUCUCUACCUUCCUCCAGUCGGCUUCCGUCGUGUGCCACAAUGCGUCUCAAACACCGUGUCGGACCCUGAGGUCUUCCAACUAGACAAGGUCUGGAAUCUUAGACUUUUGUCCAAUCACCAAACGUAUUCCCAAGAGCGGGCAUUGGAUGAUCUAGGGACGCAAAAAAGCCUGUUGGAGACGGAUUUGCGAAGACUGCUGGUUAUUAUGAAAGGACUAAGUUUUUUAUAAGUAUAAGUACUAGAGCAACUGGUGGAACUGCACCAACAAGUACAAGAGAAUUUGGACUUGGUCUACUAGAAUUUUUGGUUUGUGUUUGACACGAUCAUCGAGUAUGAGAUACUAGAAUAUAAGGAAAAGUAUCUACAUGGUGUAAGAAUAAAAGCUCUAACAUCUGAAUCAAAAAGUCCUCAGCAACGAAUUCCGACAAGCAGGAGAAGGGACGCCCCGUUUGGUCUGACCUCUUUGAGGACAGGUUGAGAGAGGCAUACAUGUCGCUUCGUCGAAAAGGAUGGCAAGAUUAAGGCUCAACUUUCAUUGGUCACCAUUUAGGUUGGAAUCACUGAGAUCGAAGAGGGGCCCCCUUGAGAGAACACCAGGGGAAAACGAAGGGAAAUCAAAGGGAGAGGCGUGAGGCCCUUCAUUUCACUCAGAAUCAGUGACCACUGACUGCUGACCUUUAACAAGAGUUGCAGGAAGAGGCUAAAAUGGAACUAGAGGAACAGGCAGCCACAGGAGAAUCUUCCUCCUCCUCUUCGUCCAUACUUGAUGUCUCAACAUCAUCAAAGAGAAAGUCUACUGGUUCUGCUCGUCUUCGUCGUAGGUCUCCUCAUUCUGCUCCCUCGGCUUUGAUCCACAAUGUUCUCAGUGCAAUCGAAUCUGAGUAUACAACUUCUAGCACUGCUGGUUCUCCUGGAGAGCACGAUCAGCAUGGUGGACAACACGACCAAAAAUCCCACGUAGACCUCAACCGCUAUCUAUACCAGCAAGGUUCUUUCCUAGUGAAGCACGCGGAACAGUCGUGGGAAGGCUACGUGUGUCGCUUGCGCGGGUCUCUGUCGAGAAGUGUUCUAGACCAUUUCAAACAGUUUUUGGUGGAACAGCAAGCCAACCAGGAGAAGUUUCGUUUCAAUUGCCCCACUACUAUCGAAGUGCAAGUGAGGACAGCAGCAGGAGGAAGAGGAGGAGGAGGAACAACUUCUACAGACAGCUCAGUUAUGGUCAGCAUUUAGUGUCCAUCUUUCUCGGCAUCUUGGUCCCCUUUUUCCUUGUAUUCUCAUGAAAUACAAGGAAACGGGGGUCGAGAUGAGGGGACCAAGAUGCAAGCUAGCAGACUCCAACUCAGGGUCCUCAAUUACAUCCUCAUCUAAGCCAAGAUCAACAUCAUCUUUCACCAUGAACGUGUUUGAUUCCAUGUCAAUGCCAGCGAUGAAAGGAGCUGUUUAUUCCGAGUUUCUUCACAGGAGCAAGAAUGAGGAUCUGCGAGGUGAUCGACGUAGCGGAGGACCUCGACACUUCAGAUUGCUUCAAUAUCGCUCACAGGAGAACAAGGGGCAUGUAGUAGGACAUUCUAGUGCUUCAAGUCCUAAGAGAGAUGAAGAUGAAGAGGAGCUUGUAGAGAUAGAGGAUCAUGAGGACGACGAGGACGAAAAUACUGCAUCAGAAUCGUCACACAAGCGUGGCCCUCCAAGUCCAAGAACAGUCGGGAGUCUUUCUCUCCCACCUCACUCCUCUCUCGUCUUAGAUAUCAGCUACGACGCAGGUGCUAGCUCUUAUCGAAGCGCCACAUCUAGCUCCCAAGAAGAUGUGAACUCUUUCACACCAGGCGAUCUAGUAGUAUUCCCCGAUCUGCCAGACAAAUCCGGCUUACGCGGAGUUCCUGUGGAAUUCCUGGCUGUGCACGAUGAUGAGACAGAAGGGAGGGUCUAUACAGUGCGACAACGGGGAAAAAUGGACGCAGUUGGCGGGAACCUUCAGGACUACGUCGAGAUACGCACAUCGUCUCGAGUGAUUCCAGCAAGUGGAGCACCAUCUACGCAUGUGCGACGAGGGAAUGGAAGAGGGGCGAGGGACCAUGAAGAUGUUAUGAUGGGUUCACAAGGCAUAGGCACAAGUGAAGCGACAGCAGACAAGAUCUGUGGUUGCAUAUCCUCACUCUUUAUUACUCGGUUUUGUAGCUCUCCUAUGGAGGAGGUACUACUUAACUGACUGGCCUCACGCAAAGACUUAUAUUGCUUUAUACGAGGCGCCAUGAUGACAUAGGCAUGAUUUAAGAAAUUUCCAUUUGUAAUUUAUCGGAGUGGUCAGAGCUUUUCUUCAUUCAACCGAACGCAGACUUGGAAAAGACCUAUGACCGUACGCGAGCUGGCGGCGAUGAUCAUAGGGAUGGAGGCGGUAGUGGAGGGUCGAGCUGA
Amoebophrya sp. A25 is the source of this 6311-nucleotide messenger RNA. Lineage: Eukaryota; Dinophyceae; Syndiniales; Amoebophryaceae. The record is from the annotation of a GenBank genome assembly.